GUUGGCCCUUAAAACCCGGCGCAUUUCCACCAUCCGCUCUCGGCUUUUAAAACGACGAUGGGUUGCUGCGGCGACGAAGAAAACGACGACGAUCUCAGCUCCGCCGCCACCACCGAAACCCUACACGACACGUCCUCCUCCUCAGACUCCACCACCUUAUCUCCGAUGAACUCUCACUUCUCCGCCCUGGCUUGCCGCGACACCCUCCGCCUCAUCUUCGAGAAGCUUCCGAUCCCCGACCUCGCUCGCUCUAGCUGCGUCUGCCGCGCGUGGAACUCCGUCGCCUCUGAUCAAGAGAUCGUCGCCAACGCCUUCAAAUCGCCGUGGAAGCUGAAGGACGUCGUCGGGAAACCCGCCUCCGGAAGCUUCUGGAGAGAUAACAGCAUCGGGAAAUUCGCCAUCUCUCACCGAAUUUCCCGCGGCGAUAGCGUCGCUAGCCUCGCCGUCAAGUAUUCCGUUCAGGUGGUGGAUGUAAAGCGCUUGAAUAACAUGAUGAGUGAGCAUGGGAUAUACUCGAGGGAGAGGUUGUUGAUUCCAAUAAGCGAUCCGGAAAUGCUUGUGGGAGCUACCUGCUAUGUUGAGGUGGAUCCCUGUGCUAAGAGAGAGGUUGCAGUGUUGUAUUUGGAAGAUGGUCCUGACCAGAAAGCAAUCGACUCUUGCACUUUGUCGCAGAAGAAUGCUGAAAGCAGUGGGGCGAAUUCUGAACUAGGCAAGAAGAGGGUUCUUGAGUCUUUGAGGAGAAGCAUGCAGGUUGAUGAUGCCACUGCACUGUAUUACUUGUCCAUUGCUGAUGGGGAUCCGAGAGCUGCAUUGUCUCAAUUCUCGCAGGACCUUAGAUGGGAGAGUCAUUCGGCUUUUGCUUAAAGCAAUAAAAGCAUUGCAAGCAAGUCUUUCCAGUUGUGUAUGUUCCAAGAUUACUACUCUAUAUCAAUGAAUAAGUGUCCGUCGUCUUAUAAAGUAUUGUAAAUCUCUACCUGAGUUGUAACUUGGGAUUGUACAUUCCCAUUGUUAAAUGUUUGUGAUAAUAUAUAAAUGUUCAGUAAGAUAAACUCAAUUGGUUGA
Messenger RNA from Fragaria vesca subsp. vesca, 1062 nucleotides. Its product is annotated as F-box protein At1g55000-like. The transcript has 2 exons. Lineage: Eukaryota; Viridiplantae; Streptophyta; Magnoliopsida; Rosales; Rosaceae. The coding region runs from base 58 to 864 and encodes 268 amino acids. The record is from RefSeq and is a predicted model, not a curated record. Gene Ontology annotation, molecular function: protein binding.